UACGGCUAAAAUCACCGCUUCGGCCAGAGACGCCUCUUUGAUUUUCCUCCGGCCGCCAUGGGGAACUGUCUGACUGUGGGGCCCAACGAGGCGCUGGUGGUCUCAGGCGGCUGCUCCGGCUCUGACACUAAGGCCUACAUCGUGGGAGGCUGGGCCUGGGCUUGGUGGUGUGUGACUAAUUCUCAAAGGUUAAGUCUGGAGGUCAUGACGCUGCAGCCGCGAUGCGAGGACGUGGAGACCGCCGAAGGAGUCGCCAUCACUGUGACCGGCGUGGCGCAGGUGAGAGUCAUGACGGAGCAGGACCUGCUGGCCGUGGCCUGCGAGCAGUUCCUGGGCAAAUCGGUGCGGGAAGUCAAAGCUGUGCUCCUGCAGACGCUGGAGGGACACCUGCGCUCCAUCCUAGGCACCCUGACUGUGGAGCAAAUCUAUCAGGACAGGGACCAGUUUGCCAAGCUGGUGCGAGACGUGGCAGCUCCUGACGUCGGCCGGAUGGGCAUCGAAAUCCUCAGCUUCACUAUCAAGGACGUCUACGAUAAACUCAACUACCUGAGCUCCUUGGGGAAGACCCAGAUCGCCGCUGUCCAGAGGGACGCAGACAUCGGUGUGGCCGAAGCAGAGAGGGAUGCUGGGAUACGGGAGGCCGAAUGUAAAAAGGAGAUGAUGGAUGUGAAGUUCUUGGCCGACACCAAAAUGGCCGACUCCAAACGAGAGCUGGAGCUGCAGAAAGCCGCCUUUAACCAGGAGAUCAACACCAAGAGAGCGCAGUCCCAGCUGGCCUACGAGCUCCAGGCCGCCAAGGAGCAGCAGAAGAUCCGCCUGGAGGAAAUAGAAAUUGAGGUUGUGCAGAGGAAGAAGCAGAUCACCAUCGAGGAGAAGGAAAUCGACAGAACGGAAAAAGAACUCACCGCGACGGUGAAGAGGCCCGCGGAGGCCGAGGCCUACAAAAUGCAGCAGCUGGCCGAGGGGCAGAAGAUCAAGACGGUGCUGAUCGCCCAGGCCGACGCGGAGAAGAUCAGGAAGAUCGGAGAGGCCGAGGCCUGCUCCAUAGAAGCCGUGGGGAAAGCCCAGGCCGAGAAAAUGAGACUGAAGGCAGAAGCCUACCAGCAGUACGGCGAGGCAGCCAAGACCGCUCUGGUCCUGGAAGCUCUGCCCAAGAUCGCCUCAAAGGUGGCGGCGCCGUUAGCCAAAACCAACGAGAUCGUCAUCCUCAGCGGAGACGGCGGGCGCGUGACGGACGAGGUGAACCGCCUGCUGGCAGAACUGCCGGUGUCGGUCAACGCUCUCACUGGAGUGGACUUGUCAAAGAUCCCUCUGCUGCAGAAGAUGACCUCUGCUGAGUGAAGCUGAACUCAGAGGACGAUCCAGUCUCCGUCGUAUGCACUCUCAUAGCCUGCCUUGAAAACGCGCUAAGAUGUGCUGUUUUAUAUAACAAGAGGGUUCUAGAUACCUCUGGUGCCUUACAUUUUACAGAACCAGUAAAUCUGCAUGCACUGCUGCUCAUUGAGAAAUGUUGUCUUGACACAUGGGAAUAUUUUGUUACGGUACCUAUUUAUUAUUGUUGAAACUCAAAUGUGUGUCUAUUAUUUAAAAGCUAAAGCUAGACUGACAUGGCGGUACACUGAUUCUGAUCCAGAUUAUAUGCUUAAAAAUUUUAAUGUGACAAAUUUAAAGGGGACAUAUCAUGCAAAAUCCACUUUUUUAGCCUU
This is a messenger RNA of Fundulus heteroclitus (mummichog), 1706 nucleotides long. RefSeq names its product flotillin-2. The transcript is spliced from 11 exons. Gene Ontology annotation, biological process: regulation of myoblast differentiation; protein localization to plasma membrane. The record is from RefSeq and is a predicted model, not a curated record. Gene Ontology annotation, cellular component: plasma membrane. The coding region runs from base 58 to 1341 and encodes 427 amino acids. NCBI's taxonomy places the organism in Eukaryota, Metazoa, Chordata, Actinopteri, Cyprinodontiformes, Fundulidae.